Alternaria rosae is the source of this 1605-nucleotide messenger RNA. RefSeq lists its product as uncharacterized. The coding region runs from base 190 to 1323 and encodes 377 amino acids. The record is from RefSeq and is a predicted model, not a curated record. The transcript has a single exon. Lineage: Eukaryota; Fungi; Ascomycota; Dothideomycetes; Pleosporales; Pleosporaceae.
AGCUGCGUGCUCGUCACCACAUGUCCCGAGGUCGGCAAUGAGACAUCGGAACGCAUUCCGAUCACUGAGCCGGCGGAACGAAUCACGACUCUCUUCGCUUACCACUUAUCGAUAACGAGACUUUCACCAUCCUUUCCCACCUAGUCCGAUGACUGUCGCAUUUGGCUGCAAACAAUAUCAGCAACAGGAAUGGCGCCCAAUUCCAAGCUAAACGCAAAGCGCAAGGCGCAAAGAGAAGGAACCCAACCCGCAAAACCCAAGAAGACUGAAAAGCGUCAGGCGAAUGGCGCAAAAGGACCUGGGAUUUCCUACAUUCCUAUCGAACUCCAGCAACUCUUAUUGAACAUCUUCCGGAACUCAUUCGCAGAAAGAAUGAGCGCAGAUAUUACACCGCUGUUACAAGAAGUCAAGGGACAUCUCUACAAGCGUGACUUCGCGACUGCUUUUGGGAAGAAAGAGUAUUUGGAGGCGUACGCGGCGAGGUGGAGUCCGAGCCGCGCGUUGGGGUAUCUGGAUCUGAUGUGGGAAUUGAGGGACGACUUAUGGGUUGAUGAGGAAGAUGAAGAGGAGAAUCAAGAAGCCAUUGCCGAGCAGGCUAAGCCAAAGAGCCGGAAGAUUGUGUGUUUGGGCGGUGGAGCAGGCGCGGAAAUCGUGACGUUGGGCGGCCUGCAAAAGCUGAUGUCUACCACAUAUUCACAAGAUGGGGAAGACAGCGAGGGUCUCAGGGGCCAUGUGGAAAUUACCGCCGUCGACAUCGCCGACUGGAGUGUGGUCGUGGAGAACCUCGCCAAACAACUCACGGUCCCCGCCGAAUUGUCGAAAUACGCAUCCGCUGCUGCGAGAGCUGCAAACAUCCCACCUCUUAACCCUGAAGAUGUUGCUGUACGAUUCAAGCAGCAAGAUGUACUUCAGGCUUCGGCUGAGGAACUCUCCGAGCAACUUGCCGAUGCGAAUCUCGUUACAUUACUCUUCACGCUGAACGAACUCUACACCGCAUCACUGCCUCUAACCCAAAAGUUUCUACUCCUAAUGACAUCAAUCCUCCAGCCCGGCGCUUUACUCCUUGUAGUCGACAGCCCCGGAAGUUACUCAUCAGUCACUCUGAACGGCGCCGAGAAGAAGUACCCAAUGCAAUGGCUCCUCGACCACACACUCUUGAAGCAAGCUAGCGGAAAUUUGAACGAGCGCGGCAAGGAAGAGAUUGUCAGAUGGGAGAAGAUCAAGGAGGACGAUAGUAGAUGGUAUAGGUUGGAUGAGAGACUGCGAUAUCCGAUUGAGUUGGAGAAUAUGCGGAUGCAGGUGCACCUUUAUCGGAAGCUGUAGGGUGUCGCAGUGUAUGCGACGAGGGUAUUAAGAUUAUAAAGUUCACACUUCCUGCUGGGUUUCCUUACUUCAACACUCAGCGAGCCCGAACCACGAAGGGAUGUCCACCAGUGGAGCCUCUGUCGUGUCUUCAGUACAGCUUCUCGGCCAAAAUCUUCUCGCCCGACGUACUAUACGCCCCUUGGUACAUAGUCACCCCAACUGACUGGUAGUCUUGGCGAAGCCCACGCACUCCCAUCAUCGGUAGACACUUCCUCGCAGGCUCGGCUGAAUGGGCGUAUG